Molecule: messenger RNA, 1931 nt
Organism: Panonychus citri (citrus red mite)
Lineage: Eukaryota; Metazoa; Arthropoda; Arachnida; Trombidiformes; Tetranychidae
Exons: 1
Coding region: 476-1549 (357 amino acids)
Source: RefSeq, a predicted model, not a curated record
UAACUGUUUAGUUGAAUUUCUAUUAAUCUGAGAUCAUUUUAAUCACUGUAAUUAAAUCCACUAGAAGUAAAUUGAGCUGUUGGUUAUCGUGAACCACAAAGUUGUAGAGAAAGAGAGAGAGAGAGAGAUAGAAAGAGAAUUUUUAAUAUUCUUUUUAUUUUUUUCUUUAAUUCUUUUCUCUUUUGUGUUUCCCCUUUUUUUGUCUACGGAAAAGAAGCCAAUUGAUUAUGUCUAUUCGGUAAAAAAGCUACAUCAUUGAUUCUUUGUUUUAAUUUUACUUUUUUAUUCUUAAUUAUUUCUUUUCAUCUCUAUUUGUCUUUUAAUUGGUGUAAAUUUAUUCUUCCAUCUUGAUUAGUGUUUUUUCAUCACUUUUCGCGUGUUUUGUCCAACGAUUCUCAUCUUCAUCUCUUGUGUUUCUCUGACCAUUUUUUUAUUCUAUUUUUCUCAUUUUUUGUUUGUUCUCCUCUGAUUAACAAUGAAUAACUUCCCUAACCAAGGUUUUUCUAAUCAAUCCGGAUCACAAUUUGGUGCUGUCGUUGCUAAAGUUUACAGUAAUUAUGGUGAUAAUGGUGAUUCUGGUGAGAGUCUGACUCAUUUUAAUCAUCUUGCCUCUUCAAUCAGGGAGGAAGGUGUUGCUAGUUAUCAUCAACUGGACAAUUCUAACACUAGUAACCAUCUUUGUGAUAAUUGUGCUGUCUACUCUGAGCAGAUUGAAUGUCUUUGUCAAGAAAAUGAGCUGCUCCAUCAGUUGGUUGACAAUCUCCGUAAGAGAGCAAAGGAUUCGCAAGCUCAUAGUAGCCUCCAAAUGGUUCGGAAAUAUGAGUCUAGUAAAGAAUCCAACCAUUUAUUUGUAAAUAACGAAAUUGCUGUUAAAUCAUCGGUUGUUCAAACAUUUAAACCUUUUGGAGCGGUAAAGGAUGAAGACAAGGUUACCAUUAACAGAUUGAAAGCAGAGAUGGAUUUUUAUAAGGCUUUGAAUACGAAUACUGAUUCUUGUUGGCGCAAGAAAUUGGACGAUUUACAAUCAGAGAAAGACAGUGUUAUUAAAGAAUUACAAAAAUUCAUAGCUGAUAAUUCUGAAAAUAUUAAUCGAUUAACGAAAGAACUGGAAACAGUCAAACAUUCUAAACAAGAAUCUAUCAAUCAAUUGACCAGUAAAGUUUUCUCUGUUCAAUCAGCCAAUCAAAAGACGAUUGCUUCCUUAACUACAGAAUUGGAAAAGACCAAGGCUGAAAAGGCCGAAGCCAAGGAAAGGAUUUUCAAAAUGGUACAUGAAUUGGCCACGAGCGAGACUAAGGCUCAAGAAGCUCUAGCUAGAGUUAGAGAACUAACCAAAAUCUUGAAAGAAAAUCAGGAGACAAUCAACGAGCUGAAUCAUAAACUGGAUAACUUGGCCGGAAAGGAAAGUCAGAACGAUUUAGACAAAUUGACCAAAGACUUGGCCGAAACGAAGGAACAAUAUCAUCUCCAAAUGAACAAGCUAUCAAGAGAUAUUGAAGCAAUUCAGUUUUCUAAAAGGGAGAGUCAAAAUAGAAAUUGGAGAAAGUGAUUAAUCUUGACCAAUUCACACAAUCGUACUAAUUGAAGCUCAUGGUACUUAUUUUGGACGUAGAAAUAUCUUCUCAAUCAUUUAUCCAACCCAAAAUUACACAACUUUUAAUGUCAUUUAUAAAAAGAUGAUCAGAAUAACGAAAACUGUUUCAAUUGUCACCAAACUUUCUUACCCUAUCAAUGUGAUCUUCACCUCUUAGAUAUUAUCCCAAUGUUUUUUAAAGUACAAAGUUAAGAUUCAACUUCAGACUUGAAACUUAAUUAUCGUUCCCAAACCCUUGAUUUUUUCGUUUUGUCGCAAAACAGAGACGCCUUUCUUUAGAACUUUGAAAAUUAUCUUGAGAAACUAUUAAAAUAAACUUUUAAGAAUUCAUCUUUUA